This is a messenger RNA of Saccostrea cuccullata (small rock oyster), 1999 nucleotides long. Its product is annotated as 46 kDa FK506-binding nuclear protein-like. Gene Ontology annotation, cellular component: nucleolus; chromatin. Gene Ontology annotation, molecular function: peptidyl-prolyl cis-trans isomerase activity. The transcript is spliced from 12 exons. The record is from RefSeq and is a predicted model, not a curated record. NCBI's taxonomy places the organism in Eukaryota, Metazoa, Mollusca, Bivalvia, Ostreida, Ostreidae. The coding region runs from base 91 to 1455 and encodes 454 amino acids.
UUAAAACAUUUUUACCAGAAUUUGGCAAAAUUUUGGUCAAUAUGUAAAAGUCCUGAAAAAAUACGACUAGCGCAAACCGGUUACUGAAGCAUGGUUGUACUGAAAGAAAUAGGAUCACAGAAAAUGUUUUGGGGUGUGACUCUAGAUGGAGGAAAGCGUUAUACACAGACCGUGGAAAGAUCAUUCCACAUAUCCAUGGCUGCCAUGGAACCACCUGCUUCUAAAGUUGGUGUAAUGGUGUGUGUGGAUAAGGCAGAGUUCUUGCUUUGCUCCCUGGGAUACAAUGGAGUACUACAACAGCCACUGGAUCUGAUGUUUACAGAAGGAGAAGAAGUCACGUUUUUCUUAACAGGGAAUGGUUCGGUUCACCUGACCGGCUACCUGGUGGAAGACCAACCAGAAGAUAUGGAAGAUAUGGAGGGAAUGUAUGAUGACUCAGAUGAAGCUCCAGAACUAAUUGGUGAUUCAGAUGAAGAUUCAGAUGAAGAUUCAGAGGAGGAUGAAGAUGAAGAUGAUCUGGCCCUUCUCAAGUCUAUGGGAGCAAAACGGAAGAAGAAAGAAAGUGGAAAAGGGGCCAAAAAGCUUAAGCUUACAGAAGAAGAUAGUGAUGAUGAUGAUGAAGAUGAUGAUGAUGAUGAAGAUGAUGAAGAUUAUGUAUACAAUGAAAAUGAUGAAUCAGAGCUUUCAGCCCUUGACUUUCUGGAUGAAGAGGCUUCAGAGGGAGAAGAUAGUAAUGAAGAAGACAGUGAAGAUAUGGAUGAAGAAGAUGAGAUCAGUGAAGAAGAGAUAACAUACCUCCUCAAAGGAGACCCCGACAUAAGUCAGGACAAGGCACAGCAGAAGAAGAAGACGCCAAACAAAACACCAUCACAGACCAAGAACACGUCAAAGCUAGAGACUCCUAAAACCCAGACACCAGCUCAGAAAAAACAGACCCAGGGGAAAGACACCCAACAGACACCAGGCAAAGGGCAGCAAACACCCGCCAAUGGACAGAAUACUGAAACCCCAGGAACAGAGGGAAAGAAGAAGAAAAAGAAGAAGAAGAACAAAAACAAAAAGGGAGAUGAAUCUGUCAAUGAGGCGUCCACACCAAAAUCUGCCACUACGACCCCUUCUAAGAAAGUUCUCUCUGGUGGCAUAGUAAUGGAGGAAACCAAAGCGGGUCAUGGACCAGAGGCCAAAUCAGGAAAAAUGGUGAGCGUGUAUUAUGUUGGAAAACUAGCAAGUAAUGGAAAACAGUUUGAUUCCUGCUCACAAGGAAAACCUUUCAAGUUCCGAUUGGGCAAGAACGAGGUGAUCAAAGGCUGGGAUGUGGGACUUCAAGGAUUAAAAGUAGGAGGAAAACGAAGACUGACUAUCCCUCCCCAACAAGCAUAUGGUAACAGUAAAGUGGGACACAUUCCGGCCAAUUCCACACUGAUAUUUGAUGUCGAGUUAAAAGCUGUCAGUUAAAAGACAAAGUGUCACACUAGGAAGGUUGUAGUGAAAUAUAUUACCAGAGACAGUGGACAAAUGCAAGAGUUUCAGAAGACAGGUUUUUGUGUUCAUUUUACUUGGGAACUAUUGAAAUGUGGAAUAUAAGGACACAUUAUUUCAUUGGAUGAGUGAAUGCUGCUACAAGGACACAGAUGUUAUAAUGCAUGACUGAUACUUGUGUUUUCUGUCAUUUUAAUAAUUUUUAUACACACUGACACAUUCAUUAAGUUUAUGAAUAUCUUGAAACUGUUUAUGCAUGCAUUGAAUACAUUUUCAUUUUCAUUCUGCUUUUUAAAUAUAUUGUAGUUGACAUAUAGAAGUGUACAUUUUUCAUGAUUUAUUAAAUGAUGCAGAUUUAGUACCACAUAUGUCUCUGUUCUUGUAAAGAUAAGCGGUGUUUAACUUUUGCUCUCUUGUUAUGAUUGUUUUGUUUUUGCCAUAUACUGAAUGUAACAGUAUAUAUUUUUCAAGUAUCUCAUCUCCAUUUUCAUCUGAAAUAAAUGAUAACAUUUUUAUAUAA